Aspergillus caelatus is the source of this 692-nucleotide messenger RNA. RefSeq lists its product as uncharacterized. The record is from RefSeq and is a predicted model, not a curated record. The annotation marks the transcript as partial. Lineage: Eukaryota; Fungi; Ascomycota; Eurotiomycetes; Eurotiales; Aspergillaceae. The transcript has 5 exons.
GAAUGAUCACUGCUGCUGCCAGUCUUUCACCUGUCAUUGUCGUCUCUGUCUCCUCAAUCCCCUCAGUCUUUCGCAUUCGCGCACCGCCAAAAUGUUCCGCACUGCCCCUCGUAUGGCCGGAUUCGUGUUCCGCGAGAACCGUGUCCCUUACUACCAGCGUCUUUUCCAGCAGCACGACGGCAAGCGUCAGUGGUGGAAGACCGAGCGUAGCAAGUACGUCAUGUACCCCUACCUCCUCUCCGUCUACGGCCUGGGUGCUGCCACCACCUACGCUAUGAUCCGCAUGGUCUUCGGCCACAAGACCUGGUUCGGCAAGGAAUAAAUGAGGAUCUCGCCAAGCUACAUUUGUCCUAAUAUACAAAAUAAGAGCCUCGUUGCGAUUGGCGGUGUAUCUCUAUUUUUCAAGAUGGGUUGGUUGAGAGGAAGAUAUUCAACGUUGUAUAUAAGUUAAAGCUAGGGCGUCAAUGUGUGGAUUCUUUCCUCAACUCAAUCCUUAACUUUACGGCUGAAAGCUUGCUGUGCCCAUGGAUAGACUAUAUUAAUCUCGGAUGAUACUUAUAUCUAUUGCGUCUUCUGAGAAGCCAUUCAGUAAGUUCCUCUCGCUUUGUGUGCGGGCGGCACUUGUGUGAUGGUUCCCUCUAUAUAGUAGUAGGUCAAUAGCUAGACGAGACAAUUAUAUCUUUGUGCCUUGA